This is a messenger RNA of Diachasma alloeum, 3600 nucleotides long. Its product is annotated as sialin. The coding region runs from base 363 to 1919 and encodes 518 amino acids. The transcript has 11 exons. Gene Ontology annotation, molecular function: transmembrane transporter activity. NCBI's taxonomy places the organism in Eukaryota, Metazoa, Arthropoda, Insecta, Hymenoptera, Braconidae. Gene Ontology annotation, cellular component: plasma membrane. Gene Ontology annotation, biological process: transmembrane transport; monoatomic anion transport. The record is from RefSeq and is a predicted model, not a curated record.
UUCAUUGCUCCUCGGUACGUAACAGUGAAGAGGUACAAUUGACAGUGUAACCCACCCCCUCCCCUCGCGCCCCUGGUAAUCACAGGCCGCAAUCUAUCGGUGUUCCGGCCACUAUCGAUGAAAUAAAAACUCGUUACAAGGGGAAUCACUCGACUUGCGAGGAGACUAGCCAACCGGUUAAACACGUGCCAACCCCGAAAAUGCGGGAGAUUAGGGAGAAAAAGCCGCACAGCGGUUGCAUCGCGUGUCACAAGCACUGCAUGAAGAACGCGAGGUGAUUGUGGCUGAUUGCAGUGCCAUUUCGUUCGUGAGGGUAAACACACGAUCAAUUUCCUCGGUGUCAAUUACAUCGGAGCGCAACAAUGGAUGAUCCCGAAAAGUACGAGAGCCAUUUGUACAGUCGUCCUGGCUUCAGCAUUCGCAGGCUCGGAGACAUGGUGCCAGCACGUGUAGUACUGUACAUGCUCUCAUUCUCCGGAUUUCUCGUCUCCUUUAUGAUGAGAAUGGACAUAAAUUUAGCAAUGGUGGAGAUGGCUAAAAUGCCGAAUUCCGAUGAGAAAAAUAACAGUAACACAGAGGCUUACUGCUACGAUGACAGUGCAAAUGUUACGAGCAGUCAAGUUACGCGAGAAGGCUCUGGAGAGUUUGAUUGGAGUCCCACAGUGCAAUCAGCCAUAAUUGGCAGUUUCUACUGGUGUUACAUACUAUCCCAAGUUGUUGGUGGUGUAUUGACCCAGUAUUUUGGUACAAAGACUGUUUUUGGAGGUUCACAACUCCUCACUGCUAUUUGCAGCCUUCUCAUUCCCACUGCUGCUGACAUUCAUUAUUCUGCUAUGAUUGCAUUGAGAAGUAUUCAAGGAAUUGCGAGUGGCUUGACUUGGCCAGCAAUGUACGCCAUAGUGGGCCACUGGAUUCCCCCCGUGGAACGAUCGCGUUUCAUGUCUUCCUUCCAAGGGUUCAGUUUUGGAAUCGGCCUUACCUAUCCACUCUGCGGAUUUAUUAUCGCCCAUUAUGGAUGGAGAGUGGUCUUCUAUACAACUGGCACUGUCGGGGUAUCCUGGUGCUUCUUUUGGUACUUCUUUGCCUUUGAUACACCAGCUACACAUCCGAGGAUAACGCAGCACGAGCUGAGGUACAUUCAGGGAAGUGUUGGAAAUCAAGUCAGUGAGGGCAUGAAAACCCCGUGGAAGUCGAUGCUGCUCUCAAUGCCUACAUGGGCCAUUGGAAUCACGACAUUCGGAAGAAUAUGGGUGCAUUACGUGUUUAUCAUUCCUGGACCAAUGUACAUGAAGACAGUCCUUGGUUUCGACAUUCAAACCAAUGGCGUACUUUCUGGCGUCCCUUUUAUAUGCAGUUAUCUGAGCUCAGUCGUGUUCUGCUACGUGGCAGAUGUUCUCGUAACGCGACAGAUGAUGACACUGACCAACGUUAGAAAAUUGUUCACAGCAAUUUCUCAAGUAGUUCCAGGGAUUCUCGUCCUGCUGAUUGGCUACCUAGGUUGCAACAUUAUCCUCGCCCUCGUUAUUUGGUUCGUAGCUGUGACACUGAUAACCGCAGCAUACGCUGGGGCAAUGGCGAGUAUCGUCGACAUUGCGCCGAAUUUCGCUGGUCCUGUUCUAGCUUUCGCUCAGACAAUUCACAUGACAGCUUCAUUUCUAUCGCCAAUUGCUGCUGGUGUUAUAACCCAAGACGGCCAAACUCUAACAGCCUGGAGACAAGUCUUCGGUUUAACAAGCUGCAUAGCCUGUGGCACCUACGUAAUAUUCCAAAUAUUCGGUACAGCUGAUAUUCAACCAUGGAACUAUCCAGAUCAGAAAAUUCCACAGUCAAUGAGCGACGACGACGAGCCACUCAAUGAAACAACCCGCAAAAAUGGGAAAAUCAUUUCCAGGCAGUCGAGUCUCUCUGGACAAUCGUAGUUAAUUCACAUUCUACAGUAGAUUUAAUAUAAUAAAACAAAUACUGGGGACAUUCUUAAUAACUUGCACAAGAGCCUGUGAGUGAGAACACGACACAAAAAUCGCAGAUGAUUUUUUCUUGAAUUAAGAACACAUUUUCUAAAUUCUGAAAACUGUUUCGUUUUAGAGCAGAAAAAAAUUUCCUGCCUUCAAAUUAUAAUAAUUUCAAACAGGAAGAAUUAUUCUUAGUUGAAAAAUGACCCUAUGAAUUCCAAAACAGUGUUCUUAUUCAAAUAAAAAAAAAUCUUGUGAGGAAAAAAAACGAAAAAUGUGUCAGAAGACUUAAUUCAAAGUGCAUUCGCGGAAUCUCAGGUUUGUUUGGUGCUCCAAUGCUUAAAAUCAGCACAACAGCCUACAAGUGAAAACAUGAUGCAAAUUCACAGUUAAAUUUUUUCGUUAUGAAUGAAGAUGAAAGAAAGCAGCUCUUAAAUUGUAAAAACUAUUUUCUUCAACAACAGAAGGAAUUUGCAGGACAAAUUAUUCUCAAUUGAAAAAAAAACGCUAUGAAUUAAAAUUCUUGCAAGGAAAGAGAAAGCGAAAAAUGUAUUGAAAGACUUAAUUGAAACUAUUUUUGUGGAAUCUCAAGCUGACUAAAUGCUCGAAUACUUAAAAUCCGAAGAAAUGAAUUUCUCUGAGUAGAAUGAGUCCAAAAAUAGAUAAAACAGUCAGGUACUUAUGUGGAAUGUCCUGCCUGCCAUUCUCUGUAAUUUCUGUGAUCAGAAUUUGUAUGAAAAAGUUAAUUACUUAGUAAAAAUGAAACCCAAGUGAAUUCCACACUGGAUAAUUCACGUAAUACCGUAAAAAAGGAUUAAAAUAUUACACAAUACUUAUUAGUUGAUAGAUUGAUUAAAAAUAAUAGCGAGUGUAAUUUUUCAUCAAACUUUAUAUCUCAAUUUCAGAAUACACCUAAGUUUUCUCACUUUGACCAUUUUUGUAUAGAAAAUUAUUUUUUGUAUUCGUCACAAUGUGAUGGCAAUUGUGUUUAAACGUUGAUGAACAGAUAGAAAAACUAAUAUGACAAGAUUUUAAAACAUGUAGCACAUUCGAGAGGAAAUACUAAUCUUAUCAGUGCCUUGCAUUAGAAUCUACAAACAAACUUCACUCAUCUUGCAUCGAAUAAAUAAAAUGUAUUUUUCAUUAUCUUUUUUUUUCAACGAUCAAGUGAAAUGAAAGUCGAUCAUUCGGUGAUGGGUAUAUCAAUGGAAUAAUUGAUCGAAUUAUUUCUGCAUUGAGGUCGUGAAACAAGGAGUUGAACGUGAAAUUCAAAUUUUCAUUUUUCUUCAUUACGAAAUUAAAGGAUUUACAUGGAAUUAGUGUUUGAUUUUUAUUUGUAAAAAUAACUCAUCAAAUUGCUGCUGACACGUCCCAUUAGUUGUUUCAAUACUUCAAUCCAGAUUUAUCUAAAAUAAUGUUCAAUCAAUAUCUGUGGUUUAAUCUUAAUCCUCUCAAAAUUAAUGUUGUAAAUCUGUUAAUCAUCGGGAUUCAUUAUAGUAUUGUUAAAUUUAUGUUUUAUUCGGAAAAUAAUGAAGAGAAAUAUGUACCUUAAUCGUAUACUCGAGUGUGAUUGUAUAUUGUAAAGAUCUCGAGAAAGACCUGUCAGUACUACUUAAUAAUAUCGAAAAAAAUAUAUAAUUUUCCUAUA